AUGUUGUCCAAGGCCAGCCAAGCCCCAGCGGUGAACCGCAGUUUGGCUGACAACGUCACCUGUGAGAGCGCCGCCAGCAGCGAAGGGGAUGGCAAGGCGAGCAGCCGCGGCGAUGUUUGGCUGCUGACACCCCCAGGCCUGGCUGUCUCCAGCCUGGUGAUUCUGCUGUUGCUGAUCCUGGCCUACUUCCUGCUCGUGCCGUAUGGGCUGCGGGCCUACGUGUCCUGGGCUCUACGGCAGCUGAUCCUGGUGCCGCUGUCGCUCUUCAGGAAGCUGCCGCCGCUGCGAGGCAUGUCCUGCAUGGGCCUCUUCGCAGUGAUCUUCCUCUUCGCCGUGGGCUUCGGCAUCUACUGGCGAACACUGCCUGGGCAGUCCUUGAGCGCGCGGUUCUCGCGGGAGAACACCACGGUGGAGGAUCAGAUCUUCACCGGCGAGGGGUUCAAACCGGCAAUGGCCACCAACGAGGUUGCGGCCGCUACGGAGUUGACGGAUCAGCAAAGGGAGCGACUGGUGGCCAGCUGCGGCUGCACCGGCAGAUGA
Molecule: messenger RNA, 540 nt
Organism: Effrenium voratum
Lineage: Eukaryota; Dinophyceae; Suessiales; Symbiodiniaceae
Source: the annotation of a GenBank genome assembly